AUGAAUCCAGUUUGGUUUCUUCUUCUGCUCGCACUCCUCCUGAGAGCUCAGGUAACCCCAGAUUUACCAGCAGGAGUCACAGUGGAGGCAGCCAACAGCACUGAUCCAGUAGUGAAUAACUCAAAGACUUCUGAUCUUUUUACCAACACCUCUGGCCCCACAGAGCUAUCUGAGUUUACAGAGACACCUUCAGAAGCUCCCACAGACCCGGAGGAUGACUGGUCACUAGCAGAGACCUAUUUGUACACUGGAGACCCAUUUACCCUGAAAAAAGCUCGCUGUUCACGGGCAUACAGCACCGCUGGGCAGACCGGACCUCUGCCCAGAAACUUCUAUGUCCCUCUCCAGCCAGCUCUGGAUGCGCUGGCUAGUACUGCCAACUUCCUCAACAUGAUCUUCCAGGCCAAUGACCUGCGGGAGAGCACGGUGCAGGAAGACAUGGAGUGGUACCACGCCCUGGUCCGGGCCCUUCUCGAGGCUGAUGUGCUCAUUCAGCAGGCCCUGCUGACCUUCGAUGCUGACCCAACUGCAGAGGUGCCACAACUGGUACUGCGUGCCACCCGUAACCCAGCUGCAAAGGUGCAGACUAUCAUCCUCCAGGAUUUGUCCAAGGCUUGGGAGAGCCUCCAUCCUCCAGCGCCAGCCCCUGACGAUGGCUGGUUCAGCAGGCUGAAAUUCCCAGAGUCCAACCAGGUGAUGGCAGCCCUGUCCAAACGGGUGCUCCUCAAUGACCUUAACACUUUAGAUACCCCCAAGUGGGGAUUGGGUGACAGCUAUGUGACUAAUCGCAGUGGGGUACGCUGGGCCAGUGCCCCCUUUCUGGACUGUAAAGAUGGACGCCUUGUGCCCAAUUGGGUGCUCACCCUGUCCACUUCCUUCUAUGGCCUAAAGCCUGACCUCACACCUGAGUUCAGAGGUGUGAUACGUGUGGAUGUCAACAUUCAGGACAUUGACUUGGACCAGUGUGCGACAGGAAACAGCUGGUUUGCUGAUACUCACCAGUGCAAUCGCACCACCAUGGAGUGCUUGCCAGUUCCAGGCCGGGGCUUUCGUCUGGGCCAGUACUGCUGCCGCUGUAAAGAGGGAUUCUACAACCCCGAGAUUUACCCCGAGAACUCAGGUGUUGGUGCAGAUGGAGGCCCUGUGAACAGCACUGACAACAGUGGUAUGUGUUACCUGAACAUGCCCAUCUGCCUACCAUGCUGGCCGGGUUGUAAGAGCUGCCAGGACGGCACCCCCUGCUGGGUGCAGGAGGAUGGGCCUCUCAGGGCCGUUGUGCUGGCUUUCCAGGGGGUCUUUAUGCUCCUCAUCUUUGUCAGCAUGCUGGUCGCCUACAGGCAGCGUCGGAAUCGGAGGAUCCGGGCCUCUGGGCUCCUGCUGCUGGAGACGAUCCUGUUCGGUUCCCUGCUCCUCUACUUCCCGGUGUUCAUCCUGUCCUUCAAGCCGAGCACCUUCAGGUGUAUUCUGCUCCGCUGGGUCCGUAUGCUCGGUUUCUCCAUUGUAUACGGCACAAUCACACUGAAGAUGUACAGGGUACUGAAGCUGUUCCUCUCACGCACAGCCCAGCGAAUGCCCUACAUAUCCAGCUUCCACCUGCUAAGGAUUCUGGGAGUGAUGCUGAUGACGGUCAGCUGGUUCCUGUGUGCAUGGACAGUGGGCAUCCUGCAGAACCGCGACAGGAAUAUACCAGUAUUCAUCACAACCACCACGUCAGAUGGACAGGGUUUCAACCUGUGUUACCUGGACCGCUGGGACUACAUGAUGGCUGUGGCUGAGCUUCUGUUCCUGUGCUGGGGUAGCUCCCUGUGGACCGCUGUCAGGCCGGUCCCCUCAGCCUUCCAUGAACCUCGCUACAUGGGCAUUGCCAUCCACAACGAGCUGCUUCUGUCCUCUAUGUUCCACUUGUUUCGGUUCACCUUUCCAUCUCUCCAUCCUGACUGGAUGUUGCUGCUCUCCUUCACACACACCCAUGUCACCAUCACGGUGACACUAGCACUGCUCUUCGUUCCAAAGUUCCUCCUUGUGUCUAAGCCUGGGAGAGAGGAAAUAGCAGCAGAGGUGUAUGAGGAUGAAGUGGAUCUGCAACGCUCUGGCUCGUACCUCCACAGCAGCUUUCGCUCUGUUUGGAGUGAGCACAAUGUGGACCCGGAAGACUUUCGGGAUGAGCUGAAGAAGUUAUAUGCCCAGUUAGAAGUUAACAAGACGAAGAAGAUGACUGCAAACAACCCUCAUCUGUCAAAGAAGCGUGGCUCUCGAUGCACACUGGGAAGGUCUAUUAUUAAACGCAUUGCAGAGAUCCCAGUAACUGUGAGCAGACAGUGCAGUCGUGAAGAGAGAGAUGGAUCUUUUCGUAGUAGAGGUGGGAAUCAUUCUGACUCUUUCAGGAGAUCCCCAGACAGUGCUAGUAUUAGUUACAGAAGUUCAAUAAAAUCACCAUCACCAUCUAUCCGCAAGUCCCAAAGUGAUCAUUACCACGUCAGAGAAAAAGACUAUUUAUUGCGUGACUCUUCAUUACGAGCCAAUUCUGUGAAGAGAUGCUCCCAGCGAUCUGAGACAGAUUCAUUAGAUAUUCCACCAGGUGUCUGUAAGUCAGUCAGUGCCCAGAAUCUGACAAUUGAUACCAACCUUCUGCAUCCUGAUCACACCAGGCUUCAUAAAUCUUGGAGUCUAAGCUCUUCUACCACACAUUCUAUAGAGAAUAUACCAAAGAUCUCCAGAUCCAGCACAAUGCGGUCAAGGCAGAGCCUUUCCAUAAGUGACCAGACUAGGAGUGCUCUCCUGUUCGAAUCCUUUGACAAGGCUGAGGUCUGCCCUUGGGAGGUGGAACCAGAACAAUCAGAUGAAAGGAACCAGAGGCAUGUCACAUAUGCAAACUCUGAGGUAGGUGUGGAAAAUAGACCACCAUCCCCACAGGCACUUGUUUGUCCUUGGGACCACUUGCCACCUGUGGAGAAGACUCCUUCAGUUGAAAAAGAAACAAAAACUGACAACAUUCCUCCCAAAGCACCAGUCACUGUGUCCGCUAGUGCACCAGGCUCCCCAAGACCAAUGCCAACAAAAGAUCAACGGGUCUUCUCCUUCCGCAACACCACAAAUAAGUGGCUUUCUGUGAAAUCAUUUAUGGGGUCAAUGGAUGUAAGUAGCAGGUCCAGUAAAGAUGGAAACUUAAAUAGAGAGGAUUCUCAAAAAAGCCAGGAAAGUAACUCCACAACACCAAGGUCUGGAUCAUCUAGUAGACGUCCAAGCAUAGAAAUAAGGCCAUUACAGAAAAUGGGUACAACAACCGAUGGAAAACCUAGCCUUGUGAAGCAAAAUGCAGUAAGACUGUCUUCUGGGGAUUCCUCUGACAGAAGCCCACGAAAGUUCAUCAUUAUGAAAUCUGCAGUCUACCCUGGAGAUGCAGAUGAUAUACAGCGGGAUGGCAACUAUGAAAAUGUAUUUUUAUCAAGGCAGAGCAGCAAGCGAAGUAGUAUAAGUUCCAUCAGCUCAAGGACUCCUUCAACUCGCAGAAGAGGUAGCAAUCGAAUCAGACCAGCCAGCAGCAUUUCUCACACAGAUGUAUGUCCAUGGGAUGGAUCUGGUUCUACCCAACAAGGAGAAAGAACAAAGAAGCAACAGACCUUGAAGGCAGCUGUCUGCCCCCAGGAUUCACUAGCAUCAGAAAGAUCUAAUGUAUGUCCAUGGGAAUCACAGGAGCAAGGGAAUGCUGGGAGACAAGACAAGGGUCGGAGUGACGUGUGUCCCUGGGAAUCACACAAUAUUCCUGCUCUGUCUAAAGAUUCGCGGACUCAACAGUCUUUGAAACGCGCAGUAGAUGUAUGUCCAUGGGAGACAGUAGAAACUCCCAAAAUCUCAAUAAGACAAGACAGUGUACUUGCUAAUGUUUGUCCUUGGGAUGUUGAGGGCAAGCCUGAAGUUGUAUAUGAGAACCUAAAUCCUUUGGAGAACAAGGGAAAGCUAACUGUGCCCCAUCAACGAGAAGCCAUGAAGUCUGCCAUCUAUCCAGGUGCAUCCAAAGAUGUUAUAAGUAAUAACCAACUGCAUAAUACAAUAUUACCUGCCCUGAAUCGAGGUGAGCAAGUGUCCAAGACAGUUGAAAGCUGUCCAUGGGAAUUCCCAGACCCACCUAAAAUCAUGGAUAUUUGCCCUUGGGAAGGGGGCAGCAAAGAUCCUACAAAUACAGACUCAAAUUCACAAAUAACAAUCAAGGUAGAUGUUUGUCCUUGGGAAACAGGAAACCAAGGCAAUCCAGGUGACUCAGAACAAGGUUUGUCACCUAAAAAUGUUGCUUCCUUAAACACUGGGGGGGCAGAAAGCACUAGAGUAAAUGUUUGUCCUUGGGAAACCAAGACCCCAGAAAAAACUGCAGCCACUAAAACACCACAGGAGCCGGACAGGCCAUCAGAUGUUUGUCCUUGGGAGACUGAUACAGAAUCAGGAAAGCCUCCACAAAGUCCUGCAAGACAGGAUGGAGGUCGGACAAAUGUUUGUCCAUGGGAAACAGAAGAGGCAACUAUAGUUAAAUCAGAAAGUGCUCAAAUAGAUGUUUGUCCAUGGAACACAGAAGAAUCCAAAGUUGUCAAAAAGCAAGACAGCAUUCAGAUAAAUGUCUGUCCAUGGGAGACUGAAGAACCAAAAACUCUCAAAAAGCAAGACAGUACCCGAGCAGAUGUUUGCCCAUGGGAUACAGAAGAACCAAAAAUUCCCCCAAAGGACAGUACAUUAGCAAGCGUUUGUCCAUGGGAGACAGAAGAACCCAAAACUCUCCAAAAGAAGGACAGUACAUUGGCAAGCGUUUGUCCAUGGGAGACAGAAGAACCAAGAACUCUCAAAAAACAAGACAGCACCCAAGCAGAUGUUUGUCCAUGGGAUUCAGAGGAACCAAAAUCUUUCAAAAAACAAGACAACGCUCGGGCCGAUGUUUGUCCAUGGGAGACCAGAGACACUAAUGUUGAACAAAAGAAUGAUGGCAUUAAAGAAGAUGCUUGUCCAUGGGAGACAGGACACACUAGUGUAGCAGAAAAACAAGAAACCAUUAGAGAGGACAUUUAUGGUGUCCCAGACAAUCAGAUGGUACUCAGUCCAGAUGUGACUCCAGGAGACAUGAGCACAGAACAGACCGAUGACUCUAAAGCAAGCUUAGCUUUGGGUCGGCGUGAUGCUUUGUGUCCGUGGGAUCUAGUAAGGAGCCUUUCAGGCUCAUUCACAGACAAUACCUCCGACGUCUUCACUUGGGAACCUGAAAACAUUCCAGAGGAAGAUGAGGAAGACGAUGCCGAAUGUGCUGCUGAGGCUCUUAUAUUCCCACCGGAUUUGUAACUUUUAAUCUGUGCUUUUAGGAAAAUGUGAACUCUAUAAAACCUUCCUGGUGAUACCCUGAUGACAGUCUUAGGGAAGUGUUUUUAAACUUCCUGAACUACACAUGUAUGCAGGAUUCCGAACAGAACAGUUUCCCUGCUCACAGAAAAGGACAAAAAUAUGGACAAUAAGGAAAGAUAAAACCCUAAAAGAUGUCCUAUCAAUUACGGCUAUCCAGUUAGGCCACAGACUUGUCAGACAAUGAAAUGAGUCCUAGAGAUUUGAUGAACUGGAAACUGAUGGUUGUAAAACCAAGUUUAUUUGUAUUGAAACACAUUUAAUAUAUUUAUUACAUCCCUCAAUGACCCAGCAAAGAAGUUAAAUGUUGAAUGAUGGAAGGGCAUCUAAGGCUAUUAGAUGGAGACCCAUUUAUUCCUGCUUUUACCCCCCAUUUUACAACUGGAAUCUAUUUUGUGUCUUUGUACGUUUUUUAAGUAAUGAAUCUUGCUUGUAAGUUUUACCCACGGCUGAGGGGGAUCCCCCCCCCCCAAAAAAAAAUCAGAAAAAAAAAAAAUCAAAAACAGAAAAAGCAACACAAGGACUGGAAUCCUGAACAUCUUGCAUCAGAUCCAUUCACUUUCAAAAGGUUUUCUGAUAAUUAUACUGUUCUGUCACAGUGGAAAGAGGCACAAUGGGUGAUGUGUUACUUUCCCAAAUGAUUAAAUUAUUCAUACUUAUAUGUGAAUCCCUAUGUAGAGUUUAGAAAGCUCCUAAGACCUUAAGUUUUCUGAAAAGCCUAUCAGACCCCAUUAUUUCUCAGCUUCUGAUGCAGACAGCAACAUGGGAUCAAAACCAUUUGAGAGCUUCAAGUCCUGGCUAUCUCUGUAAACAAGUAUUCACAAAAUGAAAAAUAUCAAUAAUAUGGUGAUGUGUCCCACAUUGAAUCAGACUUGAACGGAAGGAGCAUCUGGUCUUAUAUUGAAAAUGAGAUUCCUUAACCAAACUAAA
Melanotaenia boesemani (Boeseman's rainbowfish) is the source of this 6306-nucleotide messenger RNA. It is a transcript of the gene gpr179, whose product is annotated as G protein-coupled receptor 179. Gene Ontology annotation, biological process: G protein-coupled receptor signaling pathway. Bases 1 to 5319 code for a protein of 1772 amino acids. NCBI's taxonomy places the organism in Eukaryota, Metazoa, Chordata, Actinopteri, Atheriniformes, Melanotaeniidae. The record is from RefSeq and is a predicted model, not a curated record. Gene Ontology annotation, molecular function: G protein-coupled receptor activity. Gene Ontology annotation, cellular component: membrane. The transcript is spliced from 13 exons.